This is a messenger RNA of Ostrea edulis (European flat oyster), 985 nucleotides long. RefSeq lists its product as uncharacterized. Gene Ontology annotation, molecular function: sequence-specific DNA binding. NCBI's taxonomy places the organism in Eukaryota, Metazoa, Mollusca, Bivalvia, Ostreida, Ostreidae. The record is from RefSeq and is a predicted model, not a curated record. The transcript is spliced from 7 exons. The coding region runs from base 1 to 840 and encodes 279 amino acids.
AUGGCGGAAAAGGUUGAAGAGGUGGUGAGUGGGGUCUGUCAGCUAACAUCCCAGACUGUACUCGUCAAUGCUGAUUGUUUUUCUCGUGCAGCACCAUUGUUCAGAGAAGAUAUAGAGAGGUCGGAAGCAUUCAGAAUUUCUCCUGUAUUUGUCUUCAUAUUACUUCUGUUAGAGAUCUCUGAGAAUAAACGGGUACAUACUGUGGCUGGAGGCUACUGUGCAGGUACACACAUUCAUCACACAGUGAACCUGACUGGUGGAAUCACAAAUCACGUGUCCAUUCUGUGUACAUUCUACGUCAGAACGACAGGACUCUCAGGAAACAUAGCCUACGAUCGGAAAUACCGGGCAUGGUCUCGAAGUUGGACUGUGAUUGUGAAACGGGUCGUAAACUUCAAACUGGAUAAAGAUUCCCUUCCGCGCUGGGCCACACUACACCCCAGUAACUGGACGUCGGUGGAACUGACUCUUUGGCUGGAGUACGUGGCGAAGGAAUACAAGAUGGAUGUCGAGACCACAUACAACUUGGUGGACAGUUUUCAGGAUUUGGACGGUCGCCGUUUGCUCCAAAUGUCCCAGGAUGAUUUCCGCGGAAUCAACGAACAACAUGGAGAAUUUUUAUACGAUAUAUUUAGACAGAUGUGUAUCGUAGCGGAAACCAAUGCUGUACAAUAUGCAUACUCUUCAGAUGAACAGUUUCCCGGGAUGGGGACUGUGAGUUUACUGCCCCCUAUAGCGGAGAGAAGCCGGUCAGCCACGCCCUCACCCACGGGGUCCAAAGGGAGCCACGAGGAGGGAAACGGAAUUCGGGAUAAAGAGAAAGACUCCUCAAACAAAUAAAGAAAUAAAAGUGAAAACUACAGGAUGUCUGUUUUGGAAUUUUGUUUUGGAUUACUGUUGGAAAACGUGUUUAUAUUUUGUUAUUGUUAGUCAUUACAUAAUCUGAUGUCUUAUGAAAUAGUUGUAGAAGCAACAUGUGGUUACA